AGCGCUAUCGAUCGUGCGCGUCCCGGUGCGUACGCCGCCGCCUCGCUCGCAGCCCGCCAGGGCGUCCACACGGUACUCUAGUCAUGCGCGAGUGUCCUCCGCCAUCGCAUCGACCGACAUUGGAGCAGCACUAAACGCGCGAGUGCCGCGGUCGCGCCCGGCGGCCUCGACAGACCUACGUGGAGGAUCCUCCGCCGCCGCCGCCGGCUCUGGGUCGUUCCUCCAUGUGUGACCGGAUCGCGUUCAAAAAAUCGAUCGGAGACGGUGGCCGCUGGCUUGCGAUGAACUCCAGCUAAUCGUGAGGUCCAGGUGGAGGAGGAGGGGUGACCUUGCGACCCGCUUACUCCCGAUCGCUGCUGAACGGCCGACCAUCAUAGAUACCACCACCAGGCACAAUGUCGUCGAUUAGAGUGCUAUCGGUUGUAGUCAAAUGACAAUAACUAGAAUAAAGUGUCGGGAGCGCUCAUGAGACAGUCGUGCCACCGUCUGCUCGAGCACCAACAGGCCGGCGGGGACGAACCCCCGCUUUACUCACCCAUAGAUCAAAUUUCAGCGGUACCUGAUCAUGUGGGCCGGGAGGCCGGCAGCAAGCUGACACGAUAUGCGCCGGCGGAGGAGGACGAGGCGACUCUCAGGGAACUUCUACUUAGCCUUCAGAGACAGGUGGGCGUGAUGAGCAUGAAUCUUUCCGCCAAGCUGGACGACCUGCAGCGGGGCGACCGACAACUAGAGACGACGGUCGCGCUCUGCGAGAUCCGCUCUCAGCUACAAGAACUGACCAAGAGCGUCGAGUCAUGCCAAAGUGAGGUCUCCGAGGUGAAACGAGACAUGGUUGCCAUCAAGCAGGAGCUGGAUACGGUGCAGCAGGUGAAAGAAGAGAUCGAAGAACUGCGGGAAUACGUGGACAGGCUUGAAGAACACUCGCAGAGGCGAAAGCUUAGGUUGCUUGAGCAGGGCCUUACAUUCUUCUUGUCAUACGCCAUCUUGGCCGCGGUGCUUGGAAUGUUGCAGUUUGGCUACAACACUGGUGUCAUCAACGCUCCUGGCAGAAACAUCGAAAACUUCAUGAAAGACGUAUACAAAGACCGCUACGGGAAGGACAUUCACGAAGAUACCGUAAACAAGCUAUACUCUAUAGCAGUCAGCAUCUUUGCGAUUGGAGGCAUGCUGGGCGGUUUCUCUGGAGGAAUGAUCGCGAAUCGAUUUGGCAGGAAGGGAGGUCUUUUGCUCAACAACAUUCUCGGCAUCAGCGGCGCGAGUCUUAUGGGCUUUACCAAGAUAUCACAUUGUUACGAAAUGCUCUUCUUCGGCAGAUUCAUUAUAGGCGUCAACUGCGGUCUUAAUACUUCGCUUGUACCAAUGUACAUAUCGGAGAUAGCACCACUGAACUUGCGCGGCGGACUGGGCACUGUCAACCAACUCGCCGUCACCGUUGGAUUGCUGCUUUCGCAAGUCCUAGGCAUCGAACAAAUCUUUGGCACUGAUGAAGGAUGGCCCAUUUUGCUUGGUUUGGCAAUUUGCCCCGCAAUCUUACAGCUACUACUGUUACCAGCAUGCCCCGAAUCGCCACGCUACUUGCUAAUAACGCGCCAGUGGGAGGAGGAAGCAAGACGAGCCCUCCGGAGGUUACGAGCCAGCAAUCAAGUCGAGGAAGAUAUAGAGGAGAUGCGAGCAGAAGAACGCGCGCAACAAGCCGAGGCCUCAAUAUCCAUGUGGGAACUGCUUUGCUCACCGACGCUGCGAGCUCCGCUGCUUAUCGGUGUCGUCAUGCAACUGUCCCAGCAACUAAGCGGAAUCAAUGCAGUUUUCUACUAUUCUACAUCGCUUUUUACGUCAUCGGGUUUGACGGACGAGUCGGCGAAGUUUGCCACUAUGGGAAUCGGCGCCAUCAUGGUGGGCAUGACUCUGGUGUCGCUGCCUCUCAUGGAUCGCACCGGACGUCGCACUCUACAUCUUUACGGCCUCGGCGGAAUGUUUAUCUUCUCGAUUUUCAUCACGAUCUCUUUUCUCAUAAAGGAGUUUUUCGGCUACGUGCAGGAAAUGAUUGACUGGAUGAGCUACCUGUCGGUGGUGUCAACGCUGAGCUUCGUGGUGUUCUUCGCGGUGGGCCCCGGCUCCAUCCCCUGGCUGAUCACCGCCGAGCUGUUCUCGCAGGGCCCGCGCCCGAGCGCCAUGGCCAUCGCUGUGCUGGUCAAUUGGCUGGCCAACUUCGUGGUCGGAAUCGGCUUUCCUAGUAUGAAGGCUCUAUUGGAAAACUAUACAUUCCUGCCUUUUAGCGUAUUCCUUGCAAUUUUUUGGAUAUUUACGUAUAAAAAAGUUCCUGAAACCAAAAACAAGACCUUUGAAGAGAUUUUGGCACUGUUCCGCAACUCGAAUGGGAGGGACAGUUUCCGCGACAGCCGGCUCUACGGCAGCAUGAUGAAUUGCGUGAACGCGCUGGAGCAGCAGCUACCGCCGCCGCCGCCGCCGGCGCCCGUUGACGAGAAACACGACUCACUGUCGGAGCAGUCGUCGGGCGCGGGCGAGGCGGGCCGGCCGCCGCCGCCGCUGCCGCCGCCGCGCUUCCCGGGCAGCGGCAACGUCUGACAAUGGGAGCCCGCUGCGCGUGCGCCGCUAGUCGCGCCCAUCAAGGCCGCCGCCAACUUCUUGUUUCAUGGACUCAAGCGUCAAGCCGCGGGCCGCGCCUCUAUCACUACCACACAACAAAUGUUCUAAAUUGAUGUGAUUAGGUUAAUAAAACGAAGUAGUCUGUAAGUCACGGCGUAAAUUAACAUAGUUCUUUAGUCAUUUUAUGACGUAAUUUAUGUAAUGCAUACAUAGGUACCGUAUUAAGUGCCAUCGGUUUCUUGUACCCAUUUUAAUUAGGUCUUCAUAAAAUUUUACUUAAAUAUAACGAUUAUCGAACAAAAUUGAAGAUUUGAAGAAAGUUUCAAUAGGGCUCAAUUGGAAGUCUUUGGAAAACUACACUACAAGUUCUAACUUCAGAUACCUACCUAUAUAUUAAGUUAAGCGAUAAGUAUCUAUGCGACUAUGAGGUUAAUUCAAUAAUGUAAAUGAUAAUAGUAAAUUCGCAGGAGAUGAGAUCACGAGCUCGUAUUUACACAUGUUGUUUUGGACAUCGACGGCGAUAUUACUCGCUCAAGCUAAGUUUGCACCUCGCGUCGAUUACGUCACACUGCCGCUUAGGUACGAAAUAUGCGAACCGUACCGACGCGACAAGACCACCGCGGAGAGAUGAGCGGGGAAGUGGGAGAGGCGCCGCAUUCCAGCGAGGUGCAAACUUAGCUUGAACGAGUUAUUCCUACAACCACCUGUUACCACCUGUGUGCGGGUCACUUGUCAUAUAAAAUUAUAUAGGUAUAACAUUAGAAUAAUCUAAAAUGGGUACGAUGAGAGUACAUUAUUAUGCUUACGACAAUGAUGAAUUGUCACUGAAGUAUACAAAAUACGAUGUACAUACAUGAUGUGACUGUAUUUUAUUGUUGAUUUUUAUACAUAAUUAUAUUAUUUUACGAAUGUU
Molecule: messenger RNA, 3520 nt
Organism: Maniola jurtina (meadow brown)
Lineage: Eukaryota; Metazoa; Arthropoda; Insecta; Lepidoptera; Nymphalidae
Gene: Glut1
Product: glucose transporter type 1
Exons: 17
Coding region: 466-2586 (706 amino acids)
Biological process (GO): monosaccharide transmembrane transport
Cellular component (GO): membrane
Molecular function (GO): hexose transmembrane transporter activity
Source: RefSeq, a predicted model, not a curated record